This is a messenger RNA of Didymodactylos carnosus, 1440 nucleotides long. The record is from the annotation of a GenBank genome assembly. Lineage: Eukaryota; Metazoa; Rotifera; Eurotatoria; Philodinida; Philodinidae.
AUGUCCACAAUACCUUAUGAAAAUGGAGAAUACACGGAAAUAAAUGGUGCUGCUGACAAAAUCUUGCUGACAAAAUCUAAACUUGCACAAAAUUAUUUACUGGAGAAAUCUCAAGAAUGGAAUGUAGAAUUGAAGAGCGAGGUAUUUGCAAAAAAGAUGGAUCUAAAUGAUCCAUUACAAUAUUUAAGAGGAGAAUUUUAUUAUCCGAAAAUGGGAGGACUUCCAAAAGUUGAUAAAUCCCGUAUCAAUGUGAACGACGAUAGCAUCUAUUUGUGUGGUCACUCUUUGGGUCUUCAACCUAAACGAACAAAAAAGUAUUUGGAUUUAUGUCUUGAUGACUGGGCUAAGCUCGGUGUUUACGGUCAUUAUUACGGUUUUAUGCCAUGGGCCAAAUGUGAUUAUCCAUGUUUACCUACCAUGUGUAAACUUGUUGGCGGUCAGAUGGGAGAAGUAGGAGUUAUGAAUCAGCUUACGACUAAUUUACAUUUUGUUAUGAUUUCAUUUUAUAGACCAACUAGCGAGCGUUAUAAAAUUUUAUAUGAAUGUCAAGCAUUUCCAAGCGAUUCGUAUGCAAUUAAUUCACAAAUUGAAUUUCAUGGCUUCAAUCCAAAAGAUGCAAAAUUAAUAUUAUCACCGAGAAAAGAUGAAACAUAUAUUCGAACAAAUGAUAUUAUUGAUAUAUUAAAAAAGGAAGGAAAAUCGAUCGCAUUAGUACUGUUCAGUGGUGUGCAAUAUUAUAAUGGACAAGUGUUUGACAUGGAAACAAUUACUCGAGUUGCACAUGAACAGGGUUGUGUUGUGGGAUUCGAUAUAGCACAUGCUGCUGGUAAUAUACCAAUGAAAUUGCAUGAUUGGAAUGUUGAUUUUGCUGUGUGGUGUACAUAUAAGUAUUUAAAUUCAGGUGCCGGUUGUAUCGGAGGAUUUUUCAUCCAUUCAAAUCAUUUCCAUUCUAAACUUCCAAAAUUAGACGGAUGGUGGAGUAAUCGAGAUUCGACUCGAUUUCAAAUGUUAACUGAUAUUGAUCGUGAGGAGAAUGCAAAUGGUUAUCGAAUUAGUAAUCCAUCAAUACAUCAGUGUGCAGCAUUAGCAGCUAGUCUUUCGAUAUUUGAGGAAGUUGGUAUUGAUAAAUUACAUGAAAAAUCAAGGUUGUUAACACAAUAUUUACAAUAUUUAAUUGAAAACGAAUUAAAUAACAACCAAAAAUGUUUAUCGUUUCAAAUAUUAACGCCAAAUGAUCCUGAUCAACGUGGUGCACAAUUAUCACUAAAACCAGUUGAAAUAACAGCACAGAUUCUUUUUGAUGAACUGGAAAAACGUGGUGUUGUUGUUGACAUUCGACAUGAUAUUAUACGAGUGGCACCUAUUCCAUCAUACAAUAGUUUUUUUGAUAUUUAUCAAUUUAUAUCAGUUCUAAAAACAAUUGAUAUUUCUAUACUCUAA